CAUUAUGGCAGAAAAUCGUCCCACUGUCAGCAUGUGCAAGCUAGCAGCGAACUGCAAGAAAAACGAUUAGUAACUCUGAUUCCGCUGCUCCAUAUCGCUGAGCAAGUCCUGAGAAUCCCGGCGCGCCAUUAUGGGGAACGCCGCUCCGCCACGAACCGUACUACCCUGCUAGUCUAGUCUGAUCUAGCUCAUCAUCAUUCGCCACCGCCUCUAACGUUCUCGCGACUCGGUGGUCGUCGCGCCAACCGCGAUGGGAUCUACUAAGCUACUAUUGGCUCCGCGCGAUCGCAUCGCGCGGGAACCGGGAGCGCGGUCGCAGCGGGGAUAUAGACAGGCACCGCCUCCGCGUUUUCCGCAACAAAAAAAAGCGCUUCGAGCUUUCAAACGAGACGGAUGUCAAUCGUACCGUGGCAUAGAUAAAGGUCUUGGAGAAUAUUCGCGCGUCCUAAUCGCGUCGCGGGUAGAGCGCAGCGCAUUACAUCCUUCUAUGGAAUCAACAUCAACAUCAACAUCAACCUCAACCUCAACCUCGUUGCGUCGAUCGCGUUUAAGAGGCGCACACCAGUUGCGGAGAGCUCGACGAUACGACAAACCGAUCCGCGCAUCUCCCCCCGUCCUCCUCAUCCUCUUCCUCCGCGUCCGGUUCCUUCUCCCGCUCGCCCUCGCCCUCCUCAACCCUCCGAUGUCACGGGGGGGCAUUGCGCGAUUUGCGGCGGCAGAGACGGUGGAAAUCGCGGAAUCAGCGGCGGAGAAUCCGACGAUCGAGCCGUGGAUGGACGGCCUGGAUUACAGCGUGAUGGAUUUCGCUGAAGGGGAGGAGGGGGAGACGGGGGGGGAGAUGGGGAAGGAAAACGGGCAGGGGAAUGGGGAGGAGAAUGUGGGGGGAGCACUGGCGGGGAUGGGGGAAGGGAGCGCCAAUGAUGGCUCCGCGGAAGCGCGGAAAUUGGCGUUUGAUUACUACGACUGUGGGGACGACCGAGCUCGGAAUUACUCGCACCCGCAUGUAGCCGGGGCGGUGGAGAGCGGGCGCAAGUUCGUGAUGCUGGCAGCGGAGCGCGAGCAGCUCACCAAGGCAAGGUUGCAUCUGGGGGAGGCGAUGACCAUAGCAGGUCUCACAAAUCGCACAUUUGUCCUCACACACGUGGGCAGCAGCCGCAUAGGCAUGGAUCGCGACCUGCCGCUGUGCACGUACUUCAACAUCGAUAAGAUAACGGAGCACGGCGAGUGGAUCACAGAGGACUACCUCGUGGGGGAGGCGCAGCGGCUGCAGCGCCCCCUGCGGCUGAAGACGCUCGUGCUGCACAAAGCACGGCACCGGUGCAACCGGCUCAUAUGGCGCCAGGUGGAGAGCGGAGCGUCGUUCAAGGAGCAUCCGUGGGCGCGCGACAUCCUCUCCUUCCCCCAGCGCAUCCGCUGCGUGAAGGAGGAGCACCGCCGCCACACGCAGGACGCCUCUGACGCGCUCCUGGAGGCGCUCAAGGAGGAUGACGUGGCGGCCGCUGACGUCAUCCUCGUGUACAAGCUCGCUGACGAGGCAUACUUCCUCCCAGACGUCGUGGGGCCCGCUAUCCGAGCCAUUGAGUUCGCCCCGCACCUCAAGGCCAUAGCAGGCAGCAUGACCCACACGCUCUUCGCCAACUCCACGCCUACUGCUGCCUCCGCGCCUGCCACCAUUCCCAAUAGCCUCAGGGAGCAGCUCAGGCGACACCCGGGGCAGGUGCGGUACCUCGCGGUGCAGUGGCGCACGGAGUAUGCUCUCCUGCAGCCCAACAUGACUGCCCGGCUCAUGCUGCGGUGCACCCGAGGACUCAUAAAGAAAGCUUGGACUGCCAUUCAGACCAAAGGGCUGUCGGAUAGGGUGUUCCUGGCCACGGACAUGCAUCCGGACGGCCGGCCCGUCUCCAUGUCCUUCUACGGGCUCGAGUUCCUGCAGCAGCGCAUAGCCAAGCGCGUCAUCCAGCUUCUGUACUCCAAGCUACAGCCUGUGUCAUGGACUACAGUGGACCCUAAGUUCCCACAACUGGAUGCUGGAGUGCAGGGGAUUCUGGACAAGCUGGUCUGCUUGAAGGCCACGUAUUUUCUGUACCCUCCAGAUCAGUGCGGAGGCCACAGCAGCAGUUUCACCAGGGACAUUAUUGGCAACAGGCGGAAGAAUAGGAGAGCCUUUCCCAGUGAAGCUUGGAGUCUAGUGUAAUGCCAAUAACUGAAAUGUUGUAAAAAGAAAAUAUUUGACGUAAA
Molecule: messenger RNA, 2238 nt
Organism: Closterium sp. NIES-67
Lineage: Eukaryota; Viridiplantae; Streptophyta; Zygnematophyceae; Desmidiales; Closteriaceae
Source: the annotation of a GenBank genome assembly